GGGAGCCCUGCCUCUUGCAGCAGCCUAACCCAGAAGCAGGGGGGAAUCCUGAAUCGAGCUGAGAGGGCUUCCCCGGUUCUCCUGGGAACCCCAUCGCCCCCUGCCAGCCGCAGCCUGAGCAGCCGCACGGGACAUGGCCCCCCCAGCCGCCUAGCCGGAGCCUGCCCGGGUCGCCCUGAAGGCCAGCAGAGGACCAUCCCAGAAGGCCUGGCUCACGGAACCGCUUGAGCUCAGAACCCGGCGUUGGUACCCGCCCGCCCACCCGGCUGGCCCCCAGGGCUGCCCAGGAGUCUAGGGGCGCCAGAGGAUUGAUACUUGCCAGCCUUGGACCUCAGCACCAGGACCGAAGGGGGGGUGGGCCGACCACCCAAACCCCCAGCGGGCCCAGGCCCCAUGCCCCGUGGAGGGGCGGCCUGAAGCCCCCUGGAGCGUCCUGCGCACGGCUCGCCCUCCUGACUGCGGCUGCUGGGCAUGGCCAGCAACAGCAGCUCCUGCCCGACACCGGGGGGAGGGCACCUCAAUGGGUACCCGGUACCCCCCUACGCCUUCUUCUUCCCCCCGAUGCUGGGUGGACUGUCCCCGCCGGGCGCCCUGGGCACUCUCCAGCACCAGCUUCCGGUCAGCGGCUACAGCACGCCUUCCCCCGCCACCAUCGAGACCCAGAGCAGCAGCUCCGAGGAGAUUGUGCCCAGCCCCCCCUCGCCACCGCCCCUCCCCCGCAUCUACAAGCCUUGCUUUGUCUGUCAGGACAAGUCCUCCGGCUACCACUAUGGGGUCAGCGCCUGUGAGGGCUGCAAGGGCUUCUUCCGCCGCAGCAUCCAGAAGAACAUGGUGUACACAUGCCACCGAGACAAGAACUGCGUCAUCAACAAGGUGACCCGCAACCGCUGUCAGUACUGCCGGCUGCAGAAGUGCUUCGAAGUGGGCAUGUCCAAGGAGUCCGUGAGGAACGACCGGAACAAGAAGAAGAAGGAGGCCCCGAAGCCCGAGUGCUCCGAGAGCGCCACGCUGACGCCGGAGGUGGGGGAGCUCAUCGAGAAGGUGCGCAAAGCGCACCAGGAGACCUUCCCUGCCCUCUGCCAGCUGGGCAAAUACACUACGAACAACAGCUCCGAGCAGCGCGUCUCCCUGGACAUCGACCUCUGGGACAAGUUCAGUGAACUCUCCACCAAGUGCAUCAUCAAGACCGUGGAGUUCGCCAAGCAGCUGCCCGGCUUCACCACCCUCACCAUCGCCGACCAGAUCACCCUCCUCAAGGCGGCCUGUCUGGACAUCCUGAUCCUGCGGAUCUGCACGCGGUACACCCCUGAACAGGACACCAUGACCUUCUCCGACGGGCUGACCCUCAACCGGACCCAGAUGCAUAACGCUGGCUUCGGGCCCCUCACAGACCUGGUCUUCGCCUUCGCCAACCAGCUGCUGCCCCUGGAGAUGGACGACGCGGAGACUGGGUUGCUCAGCGCCAUCUGCCUCAUCUGUGGAGACCGGCAGGACCUGGAGCAGCCCGACCGCGUGGACAUGCUGCAGGAGCCGCUGCUGGAGGCGCUCAAGGUCUACGUGCGGAAGCGGAGGCCCAGCCGCCCCCACAUGUUCCCCAAGAUGCUGAUGAAAAUCACAGACCUGCGGAGCAUCAGUGCUAAGGGUGCCGAGCGGGUGAUCACGCUGAAGAUGGAGAUCCCGGGCUCCAUGCCGCCCCUCAUUCAGGAGAUGCUGGAGAACUCCGAGGGGCUGGACACUCUCAGUGGACAGCAGGGGGGUGGGACGCGGGACGGGGGUGGCCUGGCACCGCCGCCCGGCAGCUGUAGCCCCAGCCUCAGCCCCAGUUCCAACAGAAGCAGCCCGGCCACUCACUCUCCGUGACCACCGCGUGCUGUGGACGCUGCCCGCGCCCCGGCUUCUCUCUGCCUUUCAACCAACCUCGUGGCUCCCGGCCCGCCCGGCGGGUGUCUGCCUCCGUCCUGGGGGUCUGCAUGGAGGAGGUGGCGGGGGCUGAACACCCGGUCAGCUGCGGCCGGCACAGACAUCUGGGCCAGGCUGUGAACUGCGUGAGGACCCCCGAGUCCCCGGGCCUCAGGAUGGAGCCGGGGGGCCUCGUUCAUCAAGACACCCCACUGUCCAUCUCGCCUCAUCUUCAUCACCAGCAAAUGCCAGGACCUGGCUCCCCUGUUCUCAGAACUCGCAAGCCAUUGCCCCCCUGCCCCCGUUUGGAGCCCCCUGCCUUGGUUGGUGACAGAGGGGUGGGCCAGGGGCGGGGGGUUCCCCUGUACAUAGCCUGCCACACCAACCCCAGGUAUUAAUUCUCGCUGGUUUUGUUUUUAUUUUAAUUUUUUUUGUUUUGAUUUUUUUAAAUAAGAAUUUUCAUUUUAAGCACAUUUAUACUGAAGGAAUCUGUGCUGUGUCUGGGGGGGGAGCUGGGCCUGGAGCUGGUGGGUCCCUGGGAGGGGGCCCGCCCCGCUCCCCACUUCCCUGUGCCCCCAGCCCUCCCUCCCCAGCCCUGUCCUCCCUCGCGUUUCUCUUUAAAACUGUGAAGUACUAACUUUCUGAGGCCUGCGCCCUUCUGCCCCGUCACGGGGUGUGGAUGGUUUCAGGCAGCCCCAGAAGGAGGGGGCCCCAGGAGACCAGGACAGGAACAAAGCGGGGUGGGGGCCCUUCCCAGCCUAGAGGCUGUUUCUCAGCACCCCCCACACCCCGCCUCCGUCCUUGGCACUGUUGCAUCCCCAAGGGGCCUAUGUCAUCUCUGCCCUCCCGCCCCCAAUGUGUGUGCAGGGGCUGUCCAUAGAAUCCUCUGCCCUCACCCCAGCCUCAGCCACCAGCACAGACCACACACACACAUACACACACACGUACACGUACACGUGCGCGCAUACUCAUGCAUGCACACAUACACGUGUAUACACUCAUGCAACAUGCACUCUUGCACACGUGCAUGCACACAUGCGCAUGUGCAUACACACGCACACACACAUGCACACACACACACACACUCAUGCACACACUUGGCCUGAGUUCCAUUUCCCUGGCCUGCCCCCCAUCUCCACCAGCACCCCCUCCUUGCCCCGCAGGACGGGCCUAUAGGGGGUCUCCUCCCCUCUCUCCGCACCCCCGGGUGGGGGAGCUGCUCUGCCCUCUGUGCCCUGGGGUUGGGGUCUCGUCUCCCCAGAGCCCAUGGGUGCGCCUGUUACGGUUGGAAAUCCCCCACCUCCCCGAGACCUACUGGAUGAGAAUAAAGUUCUAUUUAUUC
This is a messenger RNA of Sorex araneus (European shrew), 3241 nucleotides long. It is a transcript of the gene RARA, whose product is annotated as retinoic acid receptor alpha. Gene Ontology annotation, molecular function: nuclear receptor activity; zinc ion binding; RNA polymerase II cis-regulatory region sequence-specific DNA binding. Lineage: Eukaryota; Metazoa; Chordata; Mammalia; Eulipotyphla; Soricidae. The record is from RefSeq and is a predicted model, not a curated record. The transcript has 9 exons. Gene Ontology annotation, biological process: retinoic acid receptor signaling pathway; regulation of transcription by RNA polymerase II; cellular response to corticotropin-releasing hormone stimulus. Gene Ontology annotation, cellular component: transcription regulator complex; nucleus. Bases 472 to 1860 code for a protein of 462 amino acids.